AUGACAGGUAUUGCAAGCAAUCUCCAAGUCGUUGAAAAUGACGCACAAUCUCCUCUCCACGACCUUCCGAUCGAGCUUCUGGAAUGGAUCCUGCCAUAUCUGGAGUCAGAGGACUUGUUCAACUUGAGACUGGCAUCUACGGAGCUCGCAGCAAAGACUGUAAAAUACAUGGCAAAAACUUACUUCACGUGGCUACAUAUUUUCAUGUUGGAUUCCAGUGGCAUAUCGAGAUUGAUCUGGAUCGCCAAACACCCGGUGUACAAGUCAGCGGUCAAAAAGAUCGAAUUCAACGUUGCGGUCCUGCAAGAUCCCGAGGAAUAUGAACAUGACACAUGGACGGAUCCGUUGUAUCUUACGCCAGAGAAGAUUCUCAAGUAUCGCAAGCUAUAUGCCGACCACAUGGACUUGCGCGCCCAGGCCCGGCAUCGCUUGAAGCUGGUCCUGAACUUGUUCCACCUUGCUGGCAAUGUGCCAGCAAUCAGUGCAACAACGUAUGGACCGCUUGCGCUGUUCAUGGACUGCGGUCAUCCAAGUGCCUGGGGAGUCCAUUAUCUAUUCAGGGAGCAUGGGGAUAGGGUUGUCGUAAGAGGCAAUGGGAUUGUGGAGCAGAGCGUGUAUGCCGCUCUGUGCUGGGCAAUUUUUGAGUCCGCAGCGCAGAUCGGCAUCCUUAACCUUGGGGGCCUAGGCCAUAGCAUUGACCCAUGGCUUUUUGGUUACGCAAUGCUCGUUUUACCUCAUAGUGCUCCAUUCACCCAUCUGCGAUCCCUGACAUUAUCCCUGCCUCGACAAAGGUGGUUGAACGGGCUCAAGGGCGCGGACAUGAGGGAGAACUAUCAGACCAUCGAACUCAACCGCAUUGCUCUUCUGACACUCGUAUCACAAGCCGAAAAGUUGGAAUACUUGGCCCUCACCUGCGACUUGGGUCACGAUCUCGAGGGAAAUCGGGAAUGCAAUGCGAUCUUCUUUCGAACGCUCGCCGAAGACCAACUUCCUAAAUACGCCAAACCACUCCAGCACAUCAUCGACAUGGAGCUUGAGUGCCACGAGAUCCCAAAGGCAAUGCUCUUGAAAUUCCAUUCGGAAUCACAAAACAACGUUGAGAUCGCUGAAUCUUGAAGAGAUUGAUGAUGGAGAUAGAGACGACCCAGACAUCAAGCAAGACAUAUUCGCCGCCGCCCAGGACAUUGUCGGUUUCAAGCUCAGGAUGAGCGACGUAUAUGAGGGCGGGCAAUUUGUCGCGAACCACGAAGACUCGCCUGAAUGGGAAACGAUCGAAUCGUGGAAUUGUUCUUCGAUCACGUAAAAUCUCCUG
Molecule: messenger RNA, 1312 nt
Organism: Cercospora beticola
Lineage: Eukaryota; Fungi; Ascomycota; Dothideomycetes; Mycosphaerellales; Mycosphaerellaceae
Molecular function (GO): protein binding
Source: RefSeq, a predicted model, not a curated record